Camelina sativa (false flax) is the source of this 1378-nucleotide messenger RNA. NCBI's taxonomy places the organism in Eukaryota, Viridiplantae, Streptophyta, Magnoliopsida, Brassicales, Brassicaceae. The record is from RefSeq and is a predicted model, not a curated record.
CAAACUCAUUCUUCUUAAGAUCCAUUGACAGCAUUUCAAUAUUUUUCAGUUUAAUGGGUAUCCUCCGUUUUAUGUUGCUGGUUAGUUUGGGAUUGGUUUUGUUCGGUUUGAAAACGACCGUGUCACAGCCACAACAGGCACAAGUCCCUUGCUUUUUCAUUUUCGGUGACUCCUUAGUCGAUAAUGGAAACAACAACAGGUUGAUUUCGCUUGCGAGGGCUAAUUACCGACCUUACGGAAUUGACUUUCCCCAAGGUUCAACCGGACGGUUCACCAACGGUCGCACCUACGUUGAUGCACUAGCUCAAAUUUUUGGAUUUCGGACUUACAUUCCACCAUAUUCUAGGAUUCGUGGCCAGGCUUUGCUAAGAGGUGCAAAUUUCGCAUCUGGUGCAGCUGGCAUUAGAGAUGAGACCGGUGACAACUUGGGUGCACAUACUUCUAUGAACCAGCAGGUAGAGCUGUACACGAGCGCAGUUGAGCAGAUGCUUAGAUACUUCAGAGGAAACACAAAUGAGCUGCAAAGAUACUUAAGCCGUUGUAUCUUUUAUACCGGAAUGGGAAGUAACGAUUAUCUCAACAAUUACUUCAUGCCUGACUUCUACUCAACCAGUACCACUUUCAACGACAAAACCUUUGCAGAUUCCCUCAUUAAAGACUACACACAACAGCUCACUCGAUUGUACCAAUUUGGAGCUCGGAAAGUGGUUGUGACUGGAGUCGGACAGAUCGGUUGCAUACCUUACCAGCUGGCCCGCUACAAUAAUCGUAACAACAGUUCCGGAAGAUGCAAUGAAAGGAUCAACAAUGCAAUUGUGUUGUUCAACUCUCAAGUCAAGAACCUAGUGGACCGUUUCAACAAAGGUCAGUUGAAAGGAGCCAAGUUCGUUUACCUUGAUUCUUACAAGAGUACCUAUGAUCUCGCUGCCAAUGGAGCCGCUUACGGAUUUGAGGUUGUGGACAAAGGUUGUUGUGGGGUGGGAAGGAACAAUGGUCAAAUAACGUGUCUGCCGCUGCAGACCCCGUGUCCUGACCGAACCAAGUAUCUCUUUUGGGAUGCGUUUCAUCCGACAGAGACUGCUAACAUAUUGCUUGCGAAAUCUAAUUUCAACUCCCGAGCUUACUCUUACCCCAUGAGCAUUCAAGAACUAGCCAAUCUUUGAAGAGAAGGAUAUCUUUUUCUCCUCUAUGAAUGCAUAUAUGUCAUGUAACAUGGCUAUUAUAAUGUGUUUCUUUCCUUUAUGUUAAACUUAUAUUUCUUUGAAAUAACUAUUGUUUCUGUAUUGUUCCUCUCACUUACUCUAGUAAUGAGAGAAAAUAUAAGAAAAUGCUCGCUUUGAUUGAAAAAAUUGUAUUUACAGUUCUAUUUUUGGAUUUA